Rodentolepis nana is the source of this 1209-nucleotide messenger RNA. Lineage: Eukaryota; Metazoa; Platyhelminthes; Cestoda; Cyclophyllidea; Hymenolepididae. The record is from the annotation of a GenBank genome assembly.
AUGACUCUUGCUGCAGUGUGUAAGGAAGAGCUAAAGAAAUUCGAGUGCGCUUGCCAAAACAAUUCUAUUAAUUUCGAAACUAUACAGCACGCACUUGAUUCACUUUUUCUUGUGAAAUCAGAAUUACCAAAUGAAUUACAGUUUCUCGAGCUUUUAGAUGCAUUUGCUGAUCAUUUUGCGACAUCGUGCGAUGAAAACGCUCGCCGAAUGGCCUUUCAUUUGCUAUUUCCUUGUGGAUUUAAUGUCAAUCCGGUUAGGGAACGUUUCUUGAUUGGCUUAACGGAAUUGGCCAUAUGCGUUGGCUUGGCUCCAUUAUUAGAUUUAAUUGCUAUUUGGUUAAAGGGUCAGAUUUUAAUUAUUUGUCAGUCCAUUUCUUCUGCCAAAGACAAUGUUCUUUCUACUGAAAGGCUAUUUGAAGCCACACGUCCUGUAUCGAAUUUUAUCAGAAAAGUCUUUGAGAGUCUUCUUACUGUUAAAGGAAUGCAGGAGGUUUGCAAGAAUCUUCGUGAAAGCGGGAAUUUUUCUGAUGUCAGUGUGUUUGAAAAACCUUUUAUCAAUCUUCUCCGUCUUUCCCCUCCUCUUGUUUCAGCUCUAGUUUCUGGUGCUACACUGGUUUAUUCUGCACCGUUUCUUCAAGAUGAAGUUGAAUUUUACCCACCACCAAUGGUUCUGGAAAUUUUAAUAAUUUGGUUAAAAUGGAACCAUUUACAGUCAGUUCGUCAGGACUGGGCAUCAUUUGAUUGGAAGGCUUAUUUCUCUGUUAAUCCACCCCGAUUUCUCGAUAAGCCGAAGGUCAAAGGUCAGGAUUGGCCACUUUUACUAUCCGAAGCAUGGCAUCCUGUUCGCGGACUUGCAUGGCUUACAAUCCUCUCCUCAAAUUGCAAGGAUCUGAGUGAAUCCGCGGCAUCCCUAAUCUCUGAAAUCCACUGUAUCAUACUUGAAAAUUUGGCAGUGCCUUUGAAUAGAGCCAACUUAAUCCGAGGUUCAAGCGGAAUUAUUCCUGAUUUGCAUCCCAUUAUGUGGAGGCUGAAAUUCCCCAGUGAAAUUGAAACGCUAUUAAAGCGCUUCGGAACUGUCAAAUGCAAAUUAUCAGACUUAGGCCUUAUUAGAAUUUGUGAAUUGAUAUCCAUUAAUCGCAUUUCAAAGGCUCUUAAGCCGUUUUCAUCAGAGAAAAUCGUUCAGGUUACCCAACAAAUCCUUCGCUCUUGA